Opisthorchis viverrini is the source of this 2751-nucleotide messenger RNA. RefSeq lists its product as hypothetical. Gene Ontology annotation, molecular function: L-glutamate transmembrane transporter activity; neutral L-amino acid transmembrane transporter activity; glutamate:sodium symporter activity. Gene Ontology annotation, biological process: L-glutamate transmembrane transport. Lineage: Eukaryota; Metazoa; Platyhelminthes; Trematoda; Opisthorchiida; Opisthorchiidae. Bases 186 to 1991 code for a protein of 601 amino acids. The transcript is spliced from 10 exons. The record is from RefSeq and is a predicted model, not a curated record. Gene Ontology annotation, cellular component: plasma membrane.
GCGAAUAUGUGCAAAGGCCGUACUCAUAAGGACUAUAUUUUUCUAUGAACCGCGCAAACAUGCCUCCUUCCAAAUCCUCCUGGUAGUUAUCACAGUAUUACUAAACGGUAGUAUCGUGGAGCUCCUGAAAAAUCGUUCUUGGUACACUGAUAUUAAAUAUUCUCUUGUCACCCGACAAGCUUUUCAUGGAAAUGGAUGAAUCCGAAAAUCAACGGAAAACGAGCCUGCUCAGUGAACACAAGAACUCAGAACAGCAUACACGCAGAAAUUCUGGGAGGAAAAUAAGCUACACGGAGGGAUUGAGCGCCACAGAAACGAAAAUGCAAAUGGUGAAAAGGUGGUUCUGCGAUUUUGACAACAUCUUCGUACUGCUGACAGUUGCCGCUGUAGUUCUUGGCAUGACCAUUGGAUUGGCUGUCAAAAUCUACGCAAAUCCUUCGCGCCGCACAAUUUACUUAGUAUCGUUUCCAGGGGAACUGCUGAUGAACAUGUUCAAGAUGUUGAUCAUUCCAUUGAUAGUAUCCAGUCUGGUAGCGGGACUGGCCAACUUAGAUCCUAAAUCAAGCGGAAAAAUUGGAUCCUAUGCAUUGAUCUAUUACGUGGUUACAACACUGCUCGCCACCGUGCUGGGAAUUGCGCUCGUUCUUAGCAUCCACCCAGGCAACCCUAAUAUCAGGAAGAAUUUGGGUGAGGGAACGACUGAGGAACGCAGACCCGAAACUUUGGAUUCAGUUAUGGAUCUUUUGAGGAACCUCUUCCCGGAGAACCUAAUACAAGCUUGCAUCCAGCAGCAACAAAGCUUUUAUGUGAACGUGACAGCGCAUCCAAAAUACCUCCCUGCGAUUCGGGACGCCUUGUUCAAUUCAAGUGAAUUAGCUGAUAACCUUGGUGAACCUGUUACAGAAGAGAUUGUGAAGCCGCGAUACAUGGAUAGCACAAACGUUCUUGGACUUGUAUCGUUUUCUAUUAUGUUUGGACUGAUUCUCGGCCAAAUGGGAGACAAGGCAAUCGUGAUGGUUCAGUUUUUCUCCAUUCUCAGCGAAGUCAUCAUGCACAUGGUAAAGGCAGUAAUGCUAUACUCUCCAUUCGGAAUAUUCUUCCUUAUUCUGGGGAAAGUGCUUGAAAUUGAGAACCUAAAGGAGACGGCUACUUCCCUGGGCAUGUACAUGUUGACAGUCAUAUCCGGGUUGGCUAUUCAUUGUUUGGGAACCUUAGCUCUUCUCUACUUUGUGUUUACAAGGAAAAAUCCAUUUAAGUUCUACAGAGGAGUAUUUCAGGCGUGGAUUACCGCUUUGGGUACAUCAUCGAGCGCAGCGACUUUGCCAAUCACAUUCCGAUGUUUGGAAAACAACCUAAAGAUUGACAAAAGAGUGACAAGGUUUGUACUGCCCAUUGGUGCAACAAUAAAUAUGGAUGGAACCGCACUCUACGAAGCUGUGGCCUCUAUUUUCAUUGCCCAAAUAAACGCAAAGGACUUGUCUGUCGUCGAGGUGAUUGUAGUUAGUUUGACAGCAACUCUAGCAGCGAUUGGGGCUGCAAGCGUUCCAAGUGCUGGUUUGGUUACAAUGAUGCUGGUUCUCACGUCUGUUGGACUUCCAACCAAAGACAUUUCACUCAUUCUUGCGGUGGACUGGAUGCUUGAUCGUAUACGAACAUCCAUUAAUGUCAUGGGGGAUGCUGUUGGUGCUGGCAUUGUGGACCACCUCUGCCGCAAGGAGUUGGAAGCAAAAGACGCAGAAAUUGAACGUGAGCUAGAUGAGGCCGUGGAGGAGUAUACACAUAUCAUUACUACACCAACUUCAACAUCUGCCGUUGAUAAUAAUAAGCAAGGGCGUCGACGAUGGAGCAAGAAGCGUAUGAGUGUGGCUGCCGCACUGAAAUUACAAGAGAAUGCCUCACCAAUAUCCGCUGCAAUACCAACAUCGGCAAUGGUGGAUCACACGAAUCCGUUUACUGUGCGAGAUGAACAUCUUGAAGAUAUUGACGCCUAGCCGUUUUGCCUGUAUUGUUAGGCGUAAAGUUGUGAAAAACUGUUCACACUUAGAUCAAGCCAAGCGUCAAAGUUAAACCAUUCAAAGAGCUGCAUAGUUAGCACCGUCAUUCUACCACGCAGCGAGGACUUUAUAAUCUUUCUUUUUUGUAACGUAUUCAAUUUUGUUGUUGUUUGUAGACAGUAUGAAUUGAACAAACCUUUUUUAAUUCUCACAGAAUUCUCACUCAGUCUAUUUUGAUCUGACAUCACCGUUGUAUGCUGUUCGCUGUCUUCAGUCUAAACCGUUUUACUCGAAAUUGUGCUUUUAUUAUCUACCUGGGCACUGACUUCCUAUUUCUGUGCAGUUCUGACCUUAGCUCUCCCACAGUAUCUGUACCCACGAUCAGUAAGCGCCAAGAAUAUCUGUUACAACCCUAUUACUCAACACUUCCUGCUUUAUUGGUUGUCCUUUAUUUCACCGUCCAGGGGGUUUGGGAAUCGCAUCUAAAGCAACACAUGUAUCCAAACUUUUGAUGAACUUCUGCCGUUUCUAGCACAGUUUUUGCGGUAUCUACGUACAAAAUAGAGACCAACUCAAAAUUUUCUAUUCUUCAGGAACUCACAGUGACUGAUUGUCUCUCUUUUGUGUUGCUCGAAAAUUCUGUCGUUUUUUAACCUUUUUCAUGCACAACAAUUCAUGACCUAGAACCUGUAUAAAUAGUGAUGCAAAGUGAAUAUCUCACAUAUAUUGCUAUCGCAAUUUAUAGGGCAAUGCGCAC